Molecule: messenger RNA, 1380 nt
Organism: Nymphaea colorata (pocket water lily)
Lineage: Eukaryota; Viridiplantae; Streptophyta; Magnoliopsida; Nymphaeales; Nymphaeaceae
Exons: 4
Coding region: 131-1126 (331 amino acids)
Biological process (GO): mRNA processing
Cellular component (GO): exon-exon junction complex
Molecular function (GO): mRNA binding
Source: RefSeq, a predicted model, not a curated record
CGAUUCUACGAGAUUAGACUUUAAAGGCUCGUAAAAAGAUAAAUAUCCAGACGGGUCUGCAGCUUAGAGAAGGAACCCUAACCUAAAUUGGGGGGUGGAUUCCGGUCGGGAAGAGGCGGAGAAAGUGCUGAUGUGGAGACGGGAGAGCCGAGAUUCGAUGGGCAAGCGCCCGCAGCCGAGGAGGUUCGAAAGGGAGCCCAGUCCAAAAAGAUCAAGAAGAGAUGGGAAACCUGCACCUGAAAGAUCAUUAUAUGAUAAUCAAAAUCGUGUAGAAGAUGCAGAAAGGGGUCAGACACAUCGCAGACGGCUGCAGGAUGCUUUACCACUUGAAGCCGCAGCUGAAGCAUCUGAUUUUAAGAUACAAUCUGGUGUUUCUGGAAAAGGGCCCAUUAACAAUAAACCUGAUGAGACUGUUGAUGGCUUUAAGCAUCCAUCUGAUCCAACUGAAGUACCUCGUUCUCGAUCAUACUUUCAGCAUGAUGAACGAGGCAGUGCCGGGCAGGGUGGUCGAAGCUUUAUACGCAGGCCCUAUGAGCGUGGCAGGCGUACAGAUCUGAGAGAAAGGUUCAGCGAGAAGCCUAGAGAAGCCUUGGCUUCAUCUGACAGAAAACCAAGGGAUGACAAGGCUCAAGAGCGACCAAGUAACAAUGUUUGGCGCCAUGAUGGUUACUAUGAGUUGGAAGCUGAAGCACCACAAUCUGCUGUGCGGAAAAGACCUGCAUUCAGCGAAAAGAAGCUUCUGCCAGUAGAAGAUGCUACUGCAGCUGAUGUACAUGCCAACGAUUAUCCAAACCAACCGGAUCAGUCUCGAAAUUCUGGUGCAAGGAAGUCUGAGAACAGAGGAAACCAGGAUCUGCAUGGUCUCGAGGAGCUGAACAGGCAGUAUUCUGAGCCAGAAGGGAGGAACAUGCGAGAUGAACGACCGGGCAGUUUUCAUUUUGGGGGCGGCACUAGGGGAAGAGACAGAUAUGACAGGAGGUACAACAGGUUUGAUCGAAAUCAUGACCGGACUAUUGGCCCUCGGGUUGAAAAGUGGAAACAUGACCUUUUUGAUGAAGCAAACAGAAGUCCGCCGAAGAAUGAUGAAGAUCAGAUUGCAAAGAUUGAGGCCCUCUUAGCAUUGUAGCAUUUUGUCCGUUGGGAUUUAGUAUGAACACUUACUGGUUCUGUUGGUCUCAAGGGUAGCGUUCCACAAGUAUUUCUCUUGUAGAUCAAGGUUUCUAGUUGUAUGGUUAUUUGCUGUAACGGAUGAUUUUCAAGGUGGAGACAUGAAACCAUUUCUGAUGCUUACUGCUGAAGAUUUUGUUGUGACUACAGGAAUCAAUUUGUAAUUGUCAGAUAAUGGUUCUAGAUGAGUGUUCUUCCUCUUGUUAAUAGUAA